CCCCGCUGCAUCGGGCGUCUCUGAAGCUCCAGAGCCUCCGCCGUCCUCCGCCAUGGCCACCACCGUCAGGCAGUACUCCUCCUCCACGUCCCUCAAGGGCUUCGGGGGCUCGGGGGCAGGCUCCAGCAGGCUGUCCUCCGUGCGCGUUGGCGGAGGAGGGUACAGGGCGCCCAGCAUCAGCGGAGGGGCCAGCAGCUACUCGGUCUCUUCUCGCACGGUUUCGGGGCUUGGAAGCGGCCUGGGUGGCGGCUUUGGGGGCACCUACUGCAGCAGCGUGGGAGGGGGCCUCGGCACUGGCUUUGGGGGCGGCUACGGGGGCAGCUUUGGCAGUGGCUUUGGAGGUGGCUAUGGGGGCGGCUUUGGCGGCGGCUUUGGAGGCGGCGAAGGCAUUCUGCAAGCUGGAGAAAAGGAGACGAUGCAGAACCUCAACGACCGCCUGGCUGCCUACCUGGACAAAGUGCGUGCCCUGGAGGAGGCCAACACCGACCUGGAGGUUAAGAUCAGGGAAUGGUACAAGAAGCAGGCGCCCGGCCCGGACCGUGACUACAGCCCCUACUAUAGGACCAUCGAGGAGCUGAGGAAUAAGAUUCUUUCUGCAACUGUUGAAAACGCCAACAUUGUCUUGCAGAUUGACAAUGCCAGGCUGGCAGCUGAUGACUUCAGAACCAAGUUUGAGACAGAGCAGGCUCUGCGCCUGAGCGUGGAGGCUGAUAUCAACGGCCUGCGCAGAGUCCUGGAUGAGCUGACUCUGGCCAGAGCUGACUUGGAGAUGCAGAUCGAGAACCUGAAAGAGGAGCUGGCCUACCUCAAGAAGAACCACGAGGAGGAAAUGAAUGCCCUGCGUGGGCAGGUGGGUGGAGAGAUCAGCGUGGAGAUGGAUGCUGCUCCUGGAAUCGACCUCACCAAGAUCCUGGCGGAGAUGAGGGAGCAGUACGAGACCUUGGCCGAGAAGAACCGCAGGGACGCCGAGCAGUGGUUCUUCAGCAAGACGGAAGAGCUCAACCGGGAGGUGGCCAUCAACACGGAGCAGCUUCAGAGCGGCAAGACGGAGAUCACCGAACUGCGACGCACCAUCCAGAGCCUGGAGAUAGACCUGCAGUCUCAGCUCAGCACGAAAGCUGCGCUGGAAGGCACCCUGGCUGACACAGAAGCCCGCUACGGCGCCCAGCUGGCCCAGAUCCAGGUCCUCAUCAGCAGCGUGGAGGAGCAGUUGGCCGAGCUGCGGUGCGACAUGGAGCGCCAGAACCACGAGUACAGGAUCCUGCUGGACGUCAAGAGCCGCCUGGAGCAGGAGAUCGCCACGUACCGCCGCCUCCUGGAGGGCGAGGACGCCCACAUCUCUUCCCAGUACUCCUCCGCUAUGUCCUCACACUCCGGUAGAGAUGAGCGAACACCAUUCCUCAAGCUGAAUAACGGUGACAGCGGUCAAGACAGCGUGUGAGCAUCUUACAACUAUUAACCACAGAAAGAAGCCGUAAGGAAGGGAAAUUCCUCACAAUUUGAAUUGCGUUUACAACACGAAUGACUUGGCCUAAACGUGCCUUGUGACUGAGCAGCCAAUGUUCUAGCUUUACACAGACCUGAAAAAUCAAGCAACACCUACAGAUUUAAGCAGUGGGCUUUUCCCCUUCCUGGGCAUUCUCCUCAGCCUAGCUCUUCACUCUUCUUGACUCAAGUAGGAUUGCUAACAACAACAUGUGCCAAAUACCUCGUAGAAUUUCCCAUGUCUUUCUUAAGCCCGUGCAACAUUCAAUACUGCAUUAGGAAUUUUUUCCUUCCUGCUCUCAGAAUAAUUGUCUCUCGCUUUCCUUUCGCAGUAAUGACAACGUCCCGCCAAGUCCGCACAAUCGUUGAGGAGGUCCAGGAUGGGAAGGUGGUCUCGUCCCGGGAGCAGGUUGCGCUCACCACCCG
Rhea pennata is the source of this 1911-nucleotide messenger RNA. Its product is annotated as keratin, type I cytoskeletal 14. The transcript is spliced from 8 exons. Bases 53 to 1441 code for a protein of 462 amino acids. The record is from RefSeq and is a predicted model, not a curated record. Gene Ontology annotation, biological process: epithelial cell differentiation; intermediate filament organization. Lineage: Eukaryota; Metazoa; Chordata; Aves; Rheiformes; Rheidae. Gene Ontology annotation, molecular function: structural molecule activity. Gene Ontology annotation, cellular component: cytoskeleton.